AUGUCAGAUAACUCAGAACCCGAGCCCGAGAGGAAAGUCAAAGAGUUCCAUGCCGCACCUGGAACCGAAAUAUUGUUUGAUGGGAGCGACAAUGGAAGUGUCUCUGAGCGGCUUCACCAGUUGAAGCAUCGUGAAACAGGCGAUGGCCGCAUGUUAUUAGUCCCGCAACCUUCGAUUAAUGAUCCAAAUGAUCCUUUGAACUGGUCCACUACGAAGAAAAGCUUGACUUUCUUCAAUGGUUGUUGGUUCGCGUUUAUGGGUGCUAUUACCGGACCUAUCAUGGCAGCUGGUAUGAUGCAACUAUCCGAGACCUUCGGCAAGCCCCUCCAGGAAUUAACCUAUGCAAACGGAGCUUGCUUAAUCAACCAGGGUGUAUGGAACUGCGUCUGGAUGCCCUUCGCCGUAAAGUAUGGCCGCCGUCCCAUCUACCUCUUCUCGAACUUCCUCAUGGCCAUCGCCUGUAUCUGGCUAGCCGUUGCAUCCAACAAAACCUACACUGUUUUCCUCGUUGCGCGUGCUUUCCUGGGCGCUUUCCAGGCACCCAUUGAGUCAAUUGUCCCAUCAACCGUGACGGAUAUGUUCUUCUUGCACAACCGCGGAGAGCUCAUCGCCAUCUACGGACUAUCUGUCUUGGGAGGCAAUGAGCUGGGACCUAUGUUUUCUGGAUUUAUCGUGCAGGCACUUGGAAUGGACUGGGCCUUUUGGAUUGUGGCUAUGUUCGUUGGUGCUAGUUUGGUCUCCAUGUUCUUCUUUAUGCCGGAGACCAAGUUCGACGGACCUCGUCCUGAUCCAUUCCAAUCUACCACCAAAGUCGAUGGGGAGAAAGACCAGGUUCUAGUGCAGGAGUCAAGUGCAAUCCCCAAAAAGACCUUUACGCAAGAACUCAAGUUCUGGAACAGCGGAGAUCCAGAUGUGAAUCUCCUUCAUGUCUUCCUUCGCCCGUUCGUUCUCGUGGCCUAUCCCACUGUCCUCUGGUCAUGCUGUAUUUACGGUAUGGCUCUUAGCUGGAAUGUCAUCCUCGGCGCGUCGGUGGCACAGCUCUUUGCACCCCCUCCCUACACAUUCAAUUCCAACGGUCAGGGUCUAUUCUUCCUGUCGCCCUUCAUUGGAUCUCUUUUCGGUGUCUUUUUCUCUGGUCCAGGCGGUGAUUGGAUUGCCAACUUCUUCACUAAGCGCAAUAACGGUAUUCGUGAGCCUGAGAUGCGUCUACCAACCUGUCUAUUGGCUGCAUUUUUCACAUUAUUCGGUGCGCUUUGGUUUGGACUUGCUUAUGAGCAUCAAAUGCAUUGGGCAAUGCCUGUUGUUGGGGCGGGUGUUCUGUCGGUAGGAAGUCAAAUGGGAACCACGCUCGGAAUGAACUACGCCUUAGAUUGUCAUAAAGAGCUUUCCGUCGAAAUCAUGGUCACGAUUGCUGCUCUCAAGAGUUGCAUCGCAUGGAUCUGGACGUGGGUGAUCAACGACUAUAUCACUUCCAAUGGUGUGUUGAGUGUCUUCAUGACAGUUGCCACUAUUAACGUUGUGGUCUACUUGGUCUUCAUUCCCUUUUAUCUUAAGGGCAAGAAUAUCCGAGUCUGGUUGCAGCAGAAAGAUUUCCUUCGGGCUGCUGGUAUCAUCUAG
Penicillium griseofulvum is the source of this 1617-nucleotide messenger RNA. RefSeq names its product Major facilitator superfamily domain, general substrate transporter. Gene Ontology annotation, molecular function: transmembrane transporter activity. NCBI's taxonomy places the organism in Eukaryota, Fungi, Ascomycota, Eurotiomycetes, Eurotiales, Aspergillaceae. The record is from RefSeq and is a predicted model, not a curated record. Gene Ontology annotation, biological process: transmembrane transport. The transcript is spliced from 3 exons. Bases 1 to 1617 code for a protein of 538 amino acids.